AUGUCGGUGAACCCUGAACGUUUCAUCUGGAGCAUCUUUGCUUACCUGAACUACCAUGUUCCCCGGACAAGGCGGGAGAUCCUGGAGACCCUUAUCAAAGGGCUCCAGCGGCUGGAGUACAGAGGCUAUGAUUCUGCAGGUGUGGGGAUUGAUGGCGGAAACGACAAAGACUGGGAAGCUAAUGCUUGCAAAAUCCAGCUUAUCAAACAGAAGGGGAAAGUGAAGGCUCUGGACGAAGAGGUUCACAAGCAACAGGACAUGGACCUCGACAUCGAGUUUGAUGUUCACCUUGGAAUCGCCCAUACCCGCUGGGCUACCCACGGUGAGCCCAGCCCCAUCAACAGCCACCCGCAACGCUCGGAUAAAAACAAUGAGUUCAUCGUCAUCCACAACGGCAUCAUCACCAACUACAAAGACCUGCGGAAAUUCCUGGAGAGCAAAGGCUACGACUUCGAGUCAGAGACGGACACAGAGAGCAUCGCCAAACUGGUCAAGUACAUGUACGACAACCGCGACAGUGACGACAUCAGCUUCACCACCCUGGUGGAGAGGGUCAUCCAGCAGCUGGAAGGUGCUUUCGCCCUUGUCUUCAAAAGUGUUCAUUAUCCUGGUCAAGCAGUCGGUACCAGGCGAGGCAGCCCCCUGCUAAUCGGAGUGCGCAGUGAACACAAGCUUUCCACCGACCACAUCCCCAUACUCUACCGGACAGCUGUACAAUCUAUGGAUCAUUCUUUUGAUGGAAUAUCCAUAAAAAUGGAGGAAGGUAAAGACAAGAAGGGAAGUUGCAACCUGUCUCGUGUUGACAGCACCACCUGCCUUUUCCCUGUUGAGGAGAAAGCUGUGGAGUACUAUUUUGCUUCUGAUGCUAGUGCUGUCAUUGAGCAUACCAACAGAGUGAUUUUCCUUGAAGAUGAUGAUGUAGCAGCUGUGGUCGAUGGCCGUCUUUCCAUCCACCGGAUUAAACGCACAGCGGGCGAUCACCCUGGACGUGCCGUCCAAACCCUGCAGAUGGAACUUCAGCAAAUUAUGAAGGGUAACUUCAGCUCAUUUAUGCAGAAGGAAAUAUUUGAACAGCCAGAAUCUGUCGUUAAUACAAUGAGAGGAAGGGUCAACUUUGAUGACUACACUGUCAAUCUCGGUGGGUUGAAGGAUCACAUCAAGGAGAUUCAGAGGUGUCGUCGUUUAAUCCUUAUUGCUUGUGGGACAAGUUAUCACGCUGGAGUUGCGACCCGUCAGGUUCUGGAAGAACUGACUGAAUUACCUGUUAUGGUUGAACUAGCCAGUGACUUCUUGGACAGAAACACCCCUGUCUUCAGAGAUGAUGUUUGCUUUUUCAUCAGCCAGUCAGGCGAGACAGCAGAUACCUUGAUGGGUCUGCGGUACUGCAAAGAGAGAGGAGCCUUAACCGUAGGAAUAACUAACACAGUUGGCAGCUCCAUAUCACGAGAGACAGAUUGUGGAGUCCAUAUCAAUGCAGGACCAGAGAUUGGGGUUGCCAGUACCAAG
This is a messenger RNA of Balearica regulorum gibbericeps (East African grey crowned-crane), 1506 nucleotides long. NCBI's taxonomy places the organism in Eukaryota, Metazoa, Chordata, Aves, Gruiformes, Gruidae. The record is from RefSeq and is a predicted model, not a curated record.